This is a messenger RNA of Elgaria multicarinata webbii, 3913 nucleotides long. It is a transcript of the gene RNF31, whose product is annotated as ring finger protein 31. The record is from RefSeq and is a predicted model, not a curated record. The coding region runs from base 89 to 3331 and encodes 1080 amino acids. Gene Ontology annotation, biological process: protein linear polyubiquitination. The transcript has 22 exons. Gene Ontology annotation, cellular component: LUBAC complex. NCBI's taxonomy places the organism in Eukaryota, Metazoa, Chordata, Lepidosauria, Squamata, Anguidae. Gene Ontology annotation, molecular function: zinc ion binding; linear polyubiquitin binding; K48-linked polyubiquitin modification-dependent protein binding.
UCCUCCUCCUCUCCUGCCACCAGCUGAUGAAGGAGGUUCCCAGGACAUGUGAGUGACGCGCCCCGCUCCCCCCUCCCAGCAAGCAGACAUGGGGGACGUGGAAUGCCAGUUCAUGUCUCUGCGGGAAGAACUGGUCACCGCUUUGAUCAGGAGUCCGGCAGAGCAGAACCCGGAGUCCGUGCAGCGCCUGGUGGAGAUGGCCCUGCCCCCCAGCCAAAAGUACAGAGAGAUCAACGCCAAAGACAUUGUAGAAGCCAAUACCCAGGGGCAGACCCAGAAGGACCUUUGCACGCUCUCCACUGCCCUGAACAUCCUGGAGAAAUACGGGCGCAACCUCCUGAACCCUCACAAGCCCCGUUUCUGGCGGACAGUCAAGUUCAACAACCCCGUCUUCCGAGACACGGUGGACACCAUUCAGGGUGGACGGGAUGUCCUUCGCCUCUAUGGCUAUUCCGAAGAACAGAUGGAUGGGCUUUGCUUCCCCGAACAUUUGCAGGAUCCAGACAUCCUCCGAGUGGCCUCCAUCACGGUGGACGUCAUGCUGUUACGGGCUGAACUGAACCUUCUCCUUUCGGAUAAUCACCCCAAUCCUCACGUUUUGCAACAGUUAAUGCAGGGAGGGGACAGCUUGCAGGUCAACCUCAUUCCCGACGCCUUCCCUAUCCGAGAACAUAUGCCUCAACAGAUGGUUUCGCCGUUAUCGCACACAGGUGUAGGGUACCUGCCCCCAAAUGCCUGCCUGCUUUGCGGCCUAGAACCCCCGUCGCUGCACUGCCCGUCUUGCGCCCAGUGCCUGUGCCCGGACUGCGACCGCCUCUUCCACAAACACCCUUCACGGACGCAUCACCGCCGAGUGCCCCUGAAAGAGCAGGUGUGCCGUAGCCCUCCACCUGCACCACCUCCCAGCCUGUCAGGAGUGAUCACCGACGACGGCUCCUCCUUGCAUCCUCCAAUGGAUUCCCUCUCCUGCACCUGGCGCACCCUCCCCACCCAGCGUCUGCCCUGGCGCUGCGCCGCCUGCCGCAUGAACAAUGAUGCCCGCUCCGUCCUGUGCGUGGCCUGCGACCGCCCCCGCGGCUGCAAGAACCCCGUGAACUCCAGUUCGGACGAUGAGCUCGGCAGCCUGGGGCAGCUGGCCCGGGGCCGGUGGUCGUGCCAAUCCUGCACUUUCGAGAACGAGGCGGCCACCGUGCUGUGCGCUGUUUGUGAGAGGCCCCGCCUGGCAGGCAGGCCCGGCACAGGUGACGCCAAGCCCCUGAUCGCCUGGGGAGAGGAGACGGGGCCGCGGGAGGAAGAGCCUCCCGGCUGGCAGUGCGAACACUGCACCUACUGGAACAAGGUCCGGGGCCGGGUGUGCGAAAUUUGCGACCGCACCAGCUCGCUGGGGUGUCCCGAGCCUUCGCCUCUGCCCUCCCAGAUGGAGAAAGAAGAAGCCGAAAGGCCAAGGAAGGGGCUGGAAGAGCUCAAGGCAGGGCCCAAGGGCCCGCGGAAGGCCUCGUCCGUCUCUCUGGAAGAGGUGGAGCACCGGAGGCAAGAGAAACUGCGUGAGGAAGGGCAGAGGAUGGUGGCCAUGAUCCGAGAAGCUGAGGGGGUGGGGGUGGCCCCCGAGAUGGUGGCUGCUGCCCUACGCUACUCGGGGGCGGAACUGCCUCUCGCCUGGCUGAAUUCGGAGCUGCCCUGCGUCCUGGAAGGGGUGGCGGAGCUGGCCACCCAGCGAGGCGAGCAGGAGCCCGGGGGCGGCCUGGGCAUUGUGACCCGCCAGGAAGUCCAAGGCGCGUGGGUGGCGAGCCAAGGGGACGUGGACGACGCCGUCGGGCGGUGCCUUAGCGCACGGCGUAGCAAGGUGCGGGAGCUGAAGUCGCUGGGCUUCGAGGAGCGUGGCCCCGUGCUCCAGGCCCUGUACCAGAACCAGGGCGACAUGUGGCGGGCCCUGGUGCAGCUGCAGCGCCAGCGGCUGGAGCCUUUCCACCAGCGCUUGUGGGAGAACGAAGACCCCCCCAUAGACUUCCAUGGCGCCGAUCGGCAGGCUCUGCUCCGCCGCCUCCUGGCCUCGCUCUCCCUGCCCAGCUGGGGCCGGGCGGAGCUGGUGGUUUCGCUGAUGCUCGAACAGCCCAGCGAGGGGGGCCUAGAGCUGGCCGAUAUCGUCGAGGCCGUGAAGGCCUCCCCCAGCCGCGACUUCAUCAAACGCCUGCUCAGCUGGGAGUGCGCCGUCUGCAGCUUAGCCUUGCCGCGGAACAAGAUGCAGUCGCUGACCUCGUGCGAGUGCACCAUUUGCCCGGAAUGCUUUGCCCUCCACUUCACUAUUGCUGUGAAAGAGAAGCACAUCACGGACCUGGUCUGUCCGGCCUGCUCCGAGCCAGAGAUCAGCGACGAGAAGGAACUUCUCAGCUACUUCUCCACCCUUGACAUCCAGCUGCGCGGCUGUCUGGACACAGAGACGUACGAACUCUUCCACAAGAAGCUCACCGAGCGAGAGCUCAUGCGGGACCCGAAGUUUCGGUGGUGCACGCAUUGUUCCUUCGGUUUCAUCUACGAGCGCGAGCAGCUGGAAGCCAAGUGUCCGCACUGCUUGAAGAGCUUCUGUGUCCAGUGCAAGCGGCAGUGGGAGCCUCAGCAUCAGGGUCUGUCUUGCGAGGGGUUCCUGGAAUGGAAACGAACCAACGACCCAGAAUACCAGGCCCAGGGUUUGGCCGUGUACCUGCAGGAAAAUGGGAUCGCGUGUCCCAAAUGCAAGUUCUCCUACGCCUUGGCUCGGGGAGGCUGCAUGCAUUUCCAGUGUUCCCAGUGCAGGCACCAUUUCUGCAGCGGCUGCUACGGUUCCUUCUACGCCCCGAACAAAUGCCCGAUCCCCGACUGCCGCAUCCGGCGCUCCCUCCACGGACACCACCCCCGCGACUGCCUCUUCUACCUGCGCGACUGGGACGUUGUUCGGCUGCAACGGCUCUUACAGGAUAACAGCAUCAACUUCAAUACAGAGCCCCCAGCUGGGACCCGGGCCACACCUGGCGGUGGAUGCCGCGUUAUGGAGCAGAAGGAGACCCCGACAGGGUUAAAAGACGAACCUUGUGGGAAAGAGACCCAAGUUGGAUACGCCGGCCUUUGUCAAACACACUACAAGGAAUACCUGGUCAACCUCAUCAACAGCUACUCCCUGGACCCGGCCGUCCUGUACACUUUGCAAGAAGUGGAGACCGUCUGUCAACGCCACCUGGCCGGACCACAGCUGCCCGCUCGGGGACCCGCUGAGGAGGACGAAGCUUAUCGUGGGCGUUUGGUCAAGAUUCUCAGGGACGAGGUGCCUCUAGGCCUGAAAAUUCCACGCAGACGGUAGGAGUCGGACGCCGGCAGCCUCAGUGGUGUGGAGAGAAACCAACUUGGGCCCUGCGAUCCAGCUUCCUGUUGAGGGGAGCAUGUCCACAGGAAGCUGAAUGGAAGCCCUCCCCCCCUCGUACCUGGCAGGAGAAUCUCCUUAACAUUUCUGAAGCGGUUUUAUAUUUGGGGUGUCCGAGAUGCCAUCUUAAGACCCUCCCAGCUGCUAGGUAGGACUUCAGGGCCUCCUUCGCAAACCUCCCAUCCUGUUGCUCACGCACGCAAAUCCCACAACCGCCAGAACCACAGUUUGGAAGAAAGAGAGGAUGUUAGUUUUUGCAUAACCCUGUUCGGCAGAAUCAGUUUUUGUUUUUAAGGAAUAGCUAGAUUUUAUGGUGUGUGUGUGUGUUUUCAGUGGGUGGGUUUGAAAUGAUAAACACUCAGAACAAAACUUCCAGUAAUCACCUGGAAAAAUUCUUGUUGUGGUCCCAGGUCUAUCCCCUUCUGAUUCAUUUCCUCCUCCUCUUCCACUUGCCCUCCAGCCUGCAUAACUCUUGGGGGAAACCGUAAUUCCAAAUAAACUGUUCUGUGAUUUAAAAAGAAA